UUUUUUAUUUUUUUAAACUUUUCUUUAGACAUUUUCAGUUCUAAUUUUUAUAGAAGAAAAGAAAAGAUGGAACUUGGAGUUGUUUUAUAUGAUCAAUCAGAAAUUGUAAUAACAAGUCAAGGCAACAAAAUUAGCAGAAAAGCAAAAACCUAUGGAACACAAAAUAUUAGAUUGAGUGGAUAUACAAUUGUGAUGAGGGAUGUGUUGCUGAGAGGAGAUUUAGCUCAAAUACGUCAUGGAAAAUAUUGUGUGCUUCAAGAGGGAACUAUUGUUAGGCCUCCAAGUAAAUGCUUCAGUAAUGGACUUGUUUUCUUCCCUGUACAUUUUGGUGAUUAUGUAUUUAUUGAAAAGAAUUGUGUAAUUGAAGCAGUCUAUAUUGGCCAUUAUAUCCACAUUGGCGAAGGCUGUAUUAUUGGACAAAGCUGUGUGAUCAAAGAUUGCUGCUACAUAAAAGCUAAUAGUGUUAUUUCUCCUGAUACAAUCAUUCCACCAUUUUCAAUUGUCGAAGGCAAUCCAGCUAGAGUUGUUGGUGAAUGGAUACUUUCUGCGACACAAUUGAUGACGGAGGUGUGCCAAAGUUUUUUUGAUAAUUAUUUGCCUGAAACUGUUUUAAAAAGUUCAAUGACCAAUCUUUCUUGA
Molecule: messenger RNA, 639 nt
Organism: Meloidogyne enterolobii
Lineage: Eukaryota; Metazoa; Nematoda; Chromadorea; Rhabditida; Meloidogynidae
Source: the annotation of a GenBank genome assembly